Messenger RNA from Phlebotomus papatasi, 590 nucleotides. RefSeq lists its product as uncharacterized. The record is from RefSeq and is a predicted model, not a curated record. The transcript is spliced from 2 exons. The coding region runs from base 28 to 582 and encodes 184 amino acids. Lineage: Eukaryota; Metazoa; Arthropoda; Insecta; Diptera; Psychodidae.
UCUGAUCAAAAUAUUGUGGUUACAGAAAUGAAAUUUACCACAUUUAUAGGCCUAAUUUGCCUUUUGGGAUGCUACCAGUGUCUGAGAAAUUUCAAAAUUGUCCAGGAGAAUGUGAAAGUUGAUAUCAAGGCUCCGGAUAUUAUUGAGAAUGCGGAAAUUUUCAUCAGGAAACUCAAUAGAACUUUCGACGGAUUGAAUUCAACGGCAACUUUUAAAGUCGAUCUCAAUGAUAGCAUUUACAUAUCGGCAAAAAGCUUCGAGAAACGUGGAAAUCGCUACCAUCCAAGUAUAAUGGACACUAAAUUGGAUUUCUGUGCAUUCCUCAAGAAUCCAGCAAAGCAUAGCCUCGUCCUGGCCCUUUUCUAUCCCACUGUUAUAGAGCAUGGAAACUUUCCCCGCAAAUGUCCCAUUCCUGCUGGCUACUACUACAUCUACAACUUCAAUGUGAAUGAAGAAGCUUUUCCACCCUAUUUCCCCAUCGAUUCCCGGUGGCGCUUUGUCAUGUCUGUCUUUCACCAUGAGCGUCCGCUUUUCAUCACUACAAUUGGCUUUCGCGUGGAUCCCAAAAAUUUCUGGGAUUAAGUCUUACC